AUGGACGUCUUCUUACCUUCACCUAGUACAGGCUUUUGCAGCCAAGGAGGCGAUUACUCAGCAGUUCAGCCAACCUUCUGUGCUGCUCCUAGGCUUGGACCCCUGAAGCCUUCUGUGGCUCCAUCCUGGUGCUAUGCCAAGCUUCCAAAUCUAACUGCCAGGCUCAUGUCUCUGCGGUCCAUAGCCCUUACAGAUGCCUCACUAAGCCUUCAAGUUCCCCUGCAGCUGCACUGCCGCUCUCCAGCCUUAUGUGCACAAUGGAUAUUGCAACACUUCAGCGUCAGUCCUGAAGAAUAUACAGUCAUUUUCACCUCUGGGUGUACUGCUGCUAUUAAGCUGGUAGCUGAAAGCUUUCCCUGGAUUCCCACCGGCAAUGAUGGACCUGGGAGUCUGUUUUGUUAUUUAACAGACAAUCACACCUCAGUUAUCGGCAUCCGAGGACUGCUGUCUCAAAUGGGAGUAUCUGUCUUGCCAGUUAAUCCAAAAGAUGUUUGGUAUUUGGAGCAGGAUUCACAGAGCAUGAUAAAUGAUGAAGAAGACUGCAGGACCCCUCACCUCUUGUGCUACCCCGCUCAAAGUAAUUUCUCAGGGACUAAAUAUCCUUUGAAUUACAUUCAUGCUCUCCAGGCUCAAAAACUGCACCCCUUCAGUAGAACUCCAGGCCAAUGGUUUACCCUUCUGGACGCAGCAUCAUUUGUUAGCUGUUCACACCUGGACCUCCGGGCUUACCCUGCAGACUUUGUUACAAUUUCCUUUUACAAAAUCUUUGGCUUUCCUUCUGGAUUGGGAGCUUUGCUAGUUCACAAUAACUGUGGUAAAAUUCUGAAGAAGAGUUACUUUGGAGGAGGAACAGCAGCUGCAUACCUGCCAAAAGAGGACUUCUUCAUUCCAAAGCCAUCGCUGUCUGACAGAUUUGAAGAUGGCACUGUUUCUUUCCUUGACAUAAUUGCUCUGAAUCAUGGAUUCAAUUCUUUGGAAAAACUUACAGGAGGCAUGCAAAAUAUUCAGCGGCAUACGUUUGGAUUGGCACGUUAUGCCUAUGUGAUCCUAGCAACCCUGCAGCAUGCGAAUGGAAAGCCAGUGGUCCGUAUCUACAGUGACACUGAGUUUGAAGACCCUAGCACUCAAGGCGCCAUCAUAAAUUUUAAUAUAUUGGAUGACAACGGGAAUAUUAUCGGAUAUUCAAAGGUGGAUAAACUGGCCAGUCUGCACAAUAUCCACCUGCGCACAGGCUGUUUCUGCAACAUGGGGGCAUGCCAGCUCCACCUGGGCAUCAGCAAUCAGGGAAUUAAAAAGAACCUACAGGCUGGCCACAUCUGUGGAGACAACAUUGAUAUUGUAGAUGGACAACCCACUGGAUCAGUCAGGAUAUCAUUUGGCUACAUGUCCACAUUUGAAGAUGUACAGACCUUCUUGAAAUUUAUUGUGGAGUCAUUUGCUAGGGGUCCAGUCCGGGCUGAUGAAGCCAUGAUACUUACAUGCAGCAUUAGUGGAACAGAUGAUGAAACAUCAGGACUGGCCUCGUCAUUCAACUGCAGAAUCCAUGUUGACACCCUACCUGACACUUCCAGGUCUAGACAAAGGCAGACUGUUGAUUCCAUUACUAGCUCACAUCAAAAUGCUUCUUACGUAAGUGCAGCUGUGAACAUGGCGCCAAAGGUUGACUAUGAAGAAGAAGCAAAAAAAGACGGCAUCUUAGUGACGCAGAUGACCCACUCAGAGUGUGCCGAUGUACCUAAUAGGCUAACCAAUAUCUUUCUUUAUCCAAUUAAAUCCUGUGGAGCAUUUCAGGUGACAUCCUGGCCAGUUGGGCCAAGAGGCCUAAAAUAUGAUCGGAGCUGGAUGGUGGUCAACCUGAACGGUGUUUGUCUAAGUCAGAAACAGGAACCUCAGCUGUGCCAGAUCAUCCCCUACAUCAAUCUGAGGGAGAACACCCUGACUCUCAGAGCACCAGGGAUAAAUGACUUUACCAUUCCGCUAGAUGGCGUCAGUGAGGUCCUGCAGGAUGAAGUCUUUCAAAGCAAAGUUUGUGGAGACAGAGUUAAAGCUCAGGAUUGUGGGGAUGAGGUGGCCAGCUGGCUUUCACUUUUUCUUGGAAGGCAGUGUCGUCUGUUAAAACAAUGCAGAGAUUUUGCGAGAAGUGCUUGGAAGACGCAUGUGCAAGGUCAGUCAUCCAGCCAACCAGCACACCUUUCCCUGGCUAAUGAAGCCCAAUACCUGCUGAUCAACAGGGCAAGCGUACUGCAUCUCCAGCAUGAGAUAAGUAAAAGAAACGAGUGCAUCCCUGAACAGACACCCAGUAUGGAACAACUAAUUGCUCGGUUCCGUGCCAAUUUUGUCAUUCAAGGUGCUGAGCCAUUCGAAGAGGACAACUGGACUGAUGUGCAUAUUGGUGGAACUUCCUUUCAGGUUGUAGGGCAAUGCACUCGGUGUCAAAUGAUCUGCAUUGACCAAUCAAGUGGAACCAAAAAUCAAGAACUUCUGCAAAGCCUGUCUAGCUGCCGUGAUGGAAAGAUUGCUUUUGGAGUGUAUCUUCUCCAAAACAAAUUGGAGUCUGAUAUGGAAUCACAAGACCUUUUGGUUGGAUGCCCUGUAUUUCCCAAAGUUCAAGUGAACUAGUUUUCUUUGUGCUUUCUCAAUAAAUAAAUCAAGCUUUAUUAUUACCAUCUGCCAACUGUUUACUUAAAGAAUGCCUUUCCUAGGGAGUCCUAAAAAAAUUUUUUCCACAUCAUUCAUUUUUUAGGGUCCAAUUAAAAAAUGAUG
Molecule: messenger RNA, 2763 nt
Organism: Polypterus senegalus (gray bichir)
Lineage: Eukaryota; Metazoa; Chordata; Cladistia; Polypteriformes; Polypteridae
Product: molybdenum cofactor sulfurase-like
Exons: 14
Coding region: 1-2619 (872 amino acids)
Biological process (GO): Mo-molybdopterin cofactor biosynthetic process
Molecular function (GO): pyridoxal phosphate binding; molybdenum ion binding; molybdenum cofactor sulfurtransferase activity
Source: RefSeq, a predicted model, not a curated record